CAGUUUAUCUUUGAUCAGAUAAGGAAAGCAUUUCUUCUGAACGUUGGACUGUGCAAUAUUUGUAGUGACAUUAGCUAAAAUGUGACAGCAUCGUUAAUAUCAAGGUUGUUAUAUAUUGUAAUAUGAUAUUGAACUUCGAUACAUUUCAUAUAUCAUAUCAAAUUAUAUUUUUGUUUUGGUUGGCAACACAUUAUGGAGCAAAUGGGCAGGAAAGUCCUCCCGAAGUUACCAAGAAGCCAUCGUUUUUUAACAUGAACAAUGUCAACGAGCUGUUUAAUCUGGAACAUCUCUUAGAUGAAUUCAAUGGACCAAGAUUAUGUAGGGUCCCCGGAGUCACGGAUAUGAUGACCAGGUACAACGAAACCGUCAAGAAAUCCGUCAACCUAUCCACGAACGUCCCAAUGAAACCUUUCAUCGCCAUUGAAUCAGUUUACAAUGCAGGUAGAAGAACUGUCACUGAACUGGUAGCACAUGCCUUGGGAGGCGUGUAUUCCACAAAUCCUCCGAAGAUAAUGCAGGGCUUCUCGACGGCAUUUGACGGCAUGUUUAUAAGGAGGAAGUAUUACGCUCUAUCUAAAUACGCCUCCAGUAACCUAGUCAGAGGGGCCAGACUGUUCCAUCCGGUUGUCAUGGAGAAGUAUUACUAUGAUCAAGCCGUUUUCAUCAUUGCAAAAACCUACAUUGACACAAACCUACCACCAGCUGACGAUCCAAUAUACGAUUGGCCACCAGAUCUCCUCAAGCCGGACUUGGUGUUCUUCCUCAACUACCCUGACGAUCCCACGACAAAUCUCUUCACCCAGAAGAUGGUGACUCUGUUCAGGACCAUGAGGGACCCGCCAGUGGUAGAGAUUGAUGCAGGACAUUCUGUUCACAUCAUGGCGAAUGACAUCAUCCACAACAUCAACAGCGCCUUGGGGACGGAGUACCCUCUUCUGUCCGACCAUCCUAGAGAGCCGCCCAAGAAAUAACUCCGUCCGCUGAGUAAACUGUGAUCAAGCAAACAUUUGUUCUUUUUCCCAUUAAGUCGAACACAGCUCCUUCCGUUCACUCCAUUGCAUCAAAAUAAAUAAAUAAAACUUUA
Messenger RNA from Homalodisca vitripennis (glassy-winged sharpshooter), 1084 nucleotides. RefSeq names its product UMP-CMP kinase 2, mitochondrial-like. The coding region runs from base 123 to 971 and encodes 282 amino acids. The transcript is spliced from 6 exons. The record is from RefSeq and is a predicted model, not a curated record. NCBI's taxonomy places the organism in Eukaryota, Metazoa, Arthropoda, Insecta, Hemiptera, Cicadellidae.